UCGGAAUAACUUCUAGUACAAAUUGAAAUUCUGAAAAAUCUGAAACGGCAACAGACGUUUUGUUGACGUGUAGAGGUGACCAAAAAAUUGGUUGAAUUUUUCGAAAAAAUGAUUAAAAACGCAUAUUUAACGCUCAUAGCUUUUCUUCUAGCAAUAGAUAUAUCAUACGGCCUGUAUUUCCACAUCGGCGAAACGGAAAGAAAAUGUUUCAUAGAAGAAAUUCCAGAUGAAACGAACGUCAUCGUAAAUUAUAAGGUUGAACUGUACGAUCCACGAAGUGGAGGAUUCAUGCCUUCAUCAGCUGGUAUCGGAAUGCAUGUUGAAGUGCGGGACCCAGAUGACAAAGUCACUUUAUCUAGGGUGUACAGUGCAGAGGGAAAGAUCUCAUUCACUUCACAUAUUCCUGGAGAGCAUGUGAUCUGUAUGUACUCAAAUAGCACAGCUUGGUUCAGUGGAUCACAGCUCAGGGUGCACUUGGAUAUUCAAGUGGGAGAACAUGCUAUCAACUAUGGAGAAGUAGUACAGAAAGAAAAGCUUUCAGAACUUCAGCUGAGAAUAAGGCAGUUGCUAGACCAAGUUGAUCAGAUCACCAAAGAACAGAACUACCAGAGGUAUCGAGAAGAACGUUUCAGGCAAACCAGUGAAAGCACCAACUCCAGAGUCCUUUGGUGGUCAGUGACCCAAACAGCAGUACUUUUAGUUAUGGGAGCAUGGCAGAUGAAACAUUUGAAGAGUUUUUUUGAAGCCAAAAAAUUGGUCUAAAUGAUAAUUAAAAGACUGAGUACAAAUCCAUAAAAAUUUUGUAUUGAUACAAUAUUUGUUUUUUUUAUAUUCAGUGUAUUUGGUGGACUAGAAAUUCUGAAUUCUAACCUGUUUUACAAAUAAUUUUGUGUUGAUGGAAUAAUUAGGACAUUCAAAUUAAAUCAUUUUCAUUAAAAAUUGUUAGAAUAUUGCUCCAAUUCAAAAGGUAACUGGUACUUUAGGAAUUACAUCUACACAUUCAGAAAUGGGAAAUAUUCAGGAAAAUCCCAUAGCUCUGUCCAAGUAAUUUGAAAAUGUUUUUUUCUCUGGUUCUGGAUAUUUCUUUAAUAUUGAAAAAUCUUUCCUUAAAGUGCUGUUCAAGUUAUCACAUGUAGUAAAAUAUAGAAAUUCCUUCUUUUGCAACUCUUCAGCCAACUCCAUUUGGUGAUUGUUCAUUAAAUCCUCAUUGAUGACUACCACCAAAGGUUUGUGUGUUUUCAACACUUCCAGACAAGUGCCAGCACCAGCAUGGCUUAUUACUAGAUCACUUUCCACAAUUUGCUGUUGAAAAUUUGGAAAAUAGACAUUGUAGACUAAUGUAAGCUUUUUAUCUAUGAUAAUGGAAUGUGAGUCAUUGAUUUUUUCAAUUUCAACAGGUAAACUCAAAUUUGGAUCCAGCCUCACUUUUGAAAAGCCUCCUCCUGUUUGUAACUGAACAUUUGUGUAUCCAAGCUCUAUCAGGGCAUGUAUACAUUCUUUUGUUGUUAUUGUGUCUAUUAGCUUAGGAAAACUUGUGGUACCCACAGUUACAAAUACCUUUUUAGGGCUCAUUUGACUAUAUUUCUGGGUUUUUUGAUUGUUUUUGUUUAUAAAAUGAAAUAAUGAAAAUUAUCAAUUUUCAGCACUGUGAAGAUAGCAGCAUCAGCAAUAUUGUUUUGAUGUUUUGUAUUUGAAGUUUGAAG
Molecule: messenger RNA, 1703 nt
Organism: Phaedon cochleariae (mustard beetle)
Lineage: Eukaryota; Metazoa; Arthropoda; Insecta; Coleoptera; Chrysomelidae
Source: the annotation of a GenBank genome assembly